Molecule: messenger RNA, 4835 nt
Organism: Solanum pennellii
Lineage: Eukaryota; Viridiplantae; Streptophyta; Magnoliopsida; Solanales; Solanaceae
Exons: 4
Coding region: 198-4742 (1514 amino acids)
Biological process (GO): proteolysis
Molecular function (GO): serine-type endopeptidase activity
Source: RefSeq, a predicted model, not a curated record
AACGAAGUUUUGAUAAUUGAUGGAGAAGAUACCUAUGGCAAACAAAAAUGGUCUAAUCCUACUUAAGAAUUAAAUCCCCAAAAUUGGUUUUCAAAGAAGAACAAUGCUCCAUGCCCUUAGUAUAAAUAUGUGCAUAUUGGAGCAAAUGAAAAAAAUAACACAAGAAACUGAGUUUUGAAGCAAAAAAGAAUCCAAAAAUGGGAUUAGUUAAAGGAGUGCCUCUUCUUUGUAUGUUGUUCUUAUUAUUCCUCUUAGCUAAUUCAGCAUCAGCAAAAAGAACAACUUACAUUAUUCAUAUGGAUAAGGCAUUCAUGCCUACAGCUUUUACUAGUCAUGAGCAAUGGCACUCUUCAAUUCUUGAAACUGUCAAGUUGAAAGAUACAACAAGUGGAAGUUCUAUCAAUCCGACAAGGCUACUUUAUUCGUAUGAUAAUGCAUUUCAUGGAUUUAGUGCUGUUAUGUCUGAGGAUGAAUUGCAAGUUCUUGAAAAGUUGCCUGGUUUUGUAUCGGCUUAUGCUGAUAAAAUGGUCACUCUUGACACUACUCACACGUUUGAGUUCCUUGGUCUAAGUCCUGAGUCAGGACUAUGGCCAGCUUCUGAAUAUGGUGAAGAUGUGAUUGUUGGUGUCAUUGAUACUGGAGUAUGGCCAGAGAGUAGGAGUUAUAUGGAUGAUGGGAUGACUGAAAUUCCGUCAAGGUGGAGGGGUAUAUGCGAGCCUGGACAAGAAUUUAGUGCUUCAAUGUGUAACAAUAAGUUAAUUGGUGUUCAAUACUUCAACAAAGGAGUUAAAGCUGCAUAUCCUAAUACCACACUUAGUAUGGAUUCAGGCAGGGAUACACGAGGUCAUGGGACGCAUACUUCAUCAACUGUUGGUGGAAACUAUGUCGAGGGUGCUUCAUUCUUUGGCUAUGCAACUGGCACAGCAAGAGGGGUCGCUCCACGUGCUAGGCUUGCUAUGUAUAAGGUCAUUUUUGAUGAAGGACGCUUCGCUUCUGAUGUGCUUGCUGGUAUGGAUCAAGCUGUUGCUGAUGGUGUCGAUGUGAUAUCCAUCUCUAUGGGAUUUGAUAAUGUUCCACUGUAUGAAGACCCUAUUGCCAUAGCUUCAUUUGGUGCCAUGGAGAAAGGCGUUCUUGUUUCUGCUUCAGCAGGAAAUGCAGGUGUCACUCCUGGAAUACUCCACAAUGGAAUCCCCUGGCUCUUGACUACUGCUGCUGGCUCUAUUGAUCGCGUCCACUCAGGAAAAUUGACUCUUGGAAAUGGACAAGUGAUCACUGGAUGGUCAAUGUACCCUGUUAGCGCCCUUGUCAACGAUUUCCCACUUAUCUACAACGAGUCAAUAUCGAGUUGCAAUUCGACUUCCUUAUCCAGCUUCAAUUUUGGAAUCAUCAUAUGUGAAAAUGGAAAUUUCCUUGAUCAAAUAAAUGCCAUUGCUGAAUCCUCUGCCCCUGCUGCUAUAUACAUCUCUGACGAUCCAAGAAUUUUCCAGAGAGAAGAAUUUGCAUAUCCUGGUGUUGUUAUCAGUCCUGAAGAUGGUGCAGCUGUGAUCAGUUAUGCUAAAUCUGGUGCCAAUCCUGUUGCCAGCAUUAGCUUCCAGCAGACAUUUGUGAGAUCAACACCAGCACCCGUCGUUGCAACUUACACAUCACGAGGUCCUUCACCGAGCUAUCCAGGAAUCUUGAAGCCAGACAUAAUGGCACCAGGGUCAUUAGUCUUAGCAUCCUGGAUUCCUAAUAGUUAUACAGUUUCGAUAUAUCCAGAUAUCGGAUUGAGCAGUGAAUUCGCGAUGAUUUCAGGAACAUCCAUGGCUUGUCCACAUUCUUCUGGCAUUGCUGCACUUCUUAAAGGCGCACAUCCUGAAUGGAGUCCAGCAGCAAUCCGAUCUGCAAUGAUCACUGGUGCCAUCAACAUUGACAACACAAAUUCUCCCAUCAAAGACUCAGGCCUAAACUACAGUAUCGCGACUCCUCUGGCUAUGGGAGCAGGGUUAGUUAAUCCAAACUUCGCCCUGAAUCCAGGUCUUAUCUAUGAUGCCACACCACAAGACUACAUAAACCUUUUAUGUGCCACGAAAUUCACUCGCAAGCAAAUCUUGACAAUCACAAGAUCAUCAACCUACACUUGCCAAAAUGCAUCUUCUGAUCUUAACUACCCAUCAUUCAUCGCGCUGUACACUAAUGAAACUGGAGCAACACUGAGUCAAAAGUUCAUAAGGACAGUGACAAACGUUGGCGAUGGUCCUGCUAACUAUUCUAUAAAUAUGACCGUGCCAUCGAACACAAACAUUAGUGUUUAUCCUUCAAGAUUGUCCUUCAGCAGCAAGUAUGAUAAGCUAAGUUAUACAUUAACAGUUGAAUAUAGCGGUAACAGAACUGGAGAAGUUGUAUUCGGAUCGAUAACUUGGGUGGAUGUACUUGGUCUCCAUGCUGUAACAAGUCCAAUUGUGGUUGCACCAGUGAUCCAAACUUGGACCAUAAUAUUACUCAACAUGGCAAAUUAUAUUGCCUUGUGUAUUUGGUUGCUUUCUAUAAUUCAAUUGGCAAAGUCAGAAACUUAUAUCAUUCAUAUGGAUUUGUCAGCCAUGCCAAAAGCUUUUUCUAGCCAUUAUAAUUGGUACUUGACUACACUUUUUUCGGUAUCAGAUAGCAAAGACUUGUUGUCCUCUAAACUAGUUUAUACUUAUACUAAUGCCAUCAAUGGUUUCAGUGCAAGUCUUUCUCCUUCUGAGAUAGAAGCUAUUAAGAAUUCUCCGGGCUAUGUUUCUUCGAUUAAGGAUAUGUCGGUUAAAAUUGACACAACUCACACAUCUCAAUUCCUUGGCCUUAACUCUGAGUCUGGUGUAUGGCCAAAGUCGGAUUAUGGCAAAGAUGUUAUAGUUGGAUUAGUUGACACUGGGAUAUGGCCAGAGAGUAGAAGUUAUAGUGAUGAUGGGAUGAAUGAAGUACCAUCAAGAUGGAAAGGAGAAUGUGAAAGUGGAACUCAGUUCAAUACCUCUUUGUGCAAUAAGAAACUAAUUGGCGCUCGUUACUUCAAUAAAGGCCUACUUGCUAACAACCCGAAUCUUACCAUUUCGAUGGAUUCUGCUCGUGAUACGGAUGGACAUGGGACUCACACUUCUUCCACGGCUGCUGGAAGCCGUGUAGAGGGCGCAUCUUUUUUUGGAUAUGCUGCUGGAACUGCUACAGGUGUAGCACCAAAGGCUCAUGUGGCCAUGUACAAGGCUCUAUGGGAAGAAGGUGUAUUCUUGUCUGAUAUUCUUGCAGCAAUUGAUCAAGCAAUUGCAGAUGGUGUAGAUGUAUUGUCCUUGUCAUUAGGCAUUGAUGCGCUUCCUUUAUACGAAGAUCCUGUUGCAAUUGCCGCAUUUGCUGCACUGGAGAAAGGGAUAUUUGUUUCUACAUCUGCAGGAAAUGAAGGGCCUUUUUUGGAAACUUUGCACAAUGGAACGCCUUGGGUGCUCACUGUUGCUGCUGGCACAGUUGACCGCGAGUUUAUUGGCACACUAACACUUGGAAAUGGAGUUUCGGUCACUGGAUUAUCGCUCUACCCUGGGAAUUCUAGUUCAAGUGAAAGCUCCAUUAGCUACGUUGAUUGCCAAGAUGAUAAGGAACUGCAGAAAAAUGCACACAGAAUAGUGGUCUGCAUUGACAAUAAUGAUUCAGUUAGCGAGGACGUCUACAAUGUAAGAAAUUCAAAAGUUUCUGGUGCAGUCUUCAUAACUAAUUCAACUGACUUGGAAUUCUAUCUCCAAAGUGAAUUUCCCGCAGUGUUUUUGAACAUUCAAGAGGGUGAUAAAGUUCUUGAGUACGUUAGGAGUGACUCUGAACCCAACGCAAAGCUUGAAUUCCAACUGACGCGUAUUGGUGCUAAACCAGCACCAAAAGUUGCUAGCUAUAGCUCAAGAGGACCAUCACCAAGCUGUCCUACAAUUCUAAAGCCUGACCUUAUGGGUCCUGGUGCCUUAAUACUUGCUUCAUGGCCACAACAAACACCAGUAACUGAAGUUACCUCGGGAAAACUUUAUAGUAACUUCAACAUUAUAUCAGGCACAUCAAUGUCUUGUCCACAUGCUUCUGGUGUAGCAGCACUUCUAAAAAGUGCACACCCUGAAUGGAGCCCUGCUGCUAUCCGAUCCGCCAUGAUGACCACAGCUUAUGUAUUGGACAACACACAAAGCCCCAUCCAAGACAUAGGUCUGAAGAAUGGUGUUGCUACUCCUCUAGCUAUGGGAGCUGGCCAUAUCGAUCCAAACAAAGCGUUGGAUCCCGGACUCAUCUAUGAUGCAACACCACAAGAUUAUGUUAACCUCCUCUGUGGUUUGAACUUCACAUCCAAACAAAUACAAACCAUCACAAGAUCCUCAACUUACACUUGCUCCAACCCAUCAUUAGACUUGAACUAUCCAUCUUUCAUUGGAUAUUUCAACCGGAACAGCAGCGAUUCGGAUCCUAAAAGGAUUCAAGAAUUCAAAAGAACAGUGACUAACUUACAAGAUGGUACAUCAGUAUACACAGCAAAGCUCACACCAAUGGGUAAAUUUAAAGUUAGUGUUGUACCUAAUAAGUUGAUUUUCAAAGAAAAGUAUGAAAAACAAAGCUACAAGCUAAGAAUAGAAGGUCCAAUAAUUAUGGAUGAUAUUGUGGUUGAUGGUUCAUUGAGCUGGAUGGAAACUAGAGGAAAAUACAUAGUGAAAAGUCCAAUUGUUGCAACAAGUAUAAGAGUGGAUCCUUUGAGAGGACAUAACUGAUUUAGUGAAAUGAUCUUUUAACUAAUUUGUGUUCUAAAUGUGAUAUUGUAACACAUAAUUUAUGUGAAAUAAACUUAUAUAUUCUUCACAUUU